AUACAGAUUACAUUAAAGAAAGAGAAAGAGAAAAGGAUGACAGCAAACGAACAACCAUACGACCGGCUCCGGGAGGUGAAACAAUUCGACGAUUCAAAAAUCGGUGUAAAAGGCCUAGUCGACUCCGGUCUAACCACAAUCCCCCGAUUCUUCCAACACCCACCCAAUAUCCGAUCUGGGUUUCUCCCUUCCUCCCGAUCCAAAUCCUCUUACCAAAUACCCAUAAUCGAUCUCUCCAACCACCGUACCAAAAUCAUCGAUCAGAUCAAAUCCGCCUCCUCUUCUCUAGGAUUCUUCCAAAUAAUCAAUCAUAACGUCCCUAAACAAACCCUAAACCACGCAAUCUCCUCUGUAAAAGCCUUCAACGAGCUUCCAACCGAUGAAAAGUCUCAAUACUACCAUCGCAACCUCGGUCGCGGUGCAUCGUUCUCUACAAACUUCGAUCUUUACCAAUCCCAAGCCGCGAGCUGGCGAGAUACACUCCAGAUUCGUCUCGGACCAACACCGCCGAAUCCGGGGGCUUUGCCGGAGGAUUUAGAAUUGGCAAUUGUGGAAUGGGAUAGGGAGAUUAAGAAACUGGGUGAAGAACUUAUGGGGUUGAUUUCGGAAGGGUUGGGGUUAGAGAAAGAGAGGUUGAAAGAUAUGUCUUGUUUGGAGGCGAGGACGGUGGUGGGUCAUUAUUAUCCUUAUUGUCCUCAACCAGAUUUGACGAUUGGGAUUUCAUCUCAUACGGAUCCGGGUGUUCUUACUGUGCUUCAACAGAAUGAAGUGGGUGGGUUGCAGGUUAAGUUUGAUGAUGAUUGGGUUGAUAUUGAACCUGUUUCUGGGGCUCUUGUUAUCAACAUUGGUGAUCUUUUGCAGAUCAUGUCUAACGAUGAAUUAAAGAGCGUUGAGCAUCGCGUGCUGGCGAAUCCCAAUCAUAAUCCGCGAUUGUCUAUCGCAGUUUUCUUCAACCCAAGUAAACGUGAGGAGCUUUUGGGACCGCUGCCAGAACUAGUGAGUGCAGAAAAGCCACCUGUUUAUAGAGAGUUCAUGAUGACAGAUUUCUUGAAAAGGUUCUUCUCUAAAGAAUUGGAUGGCAAGAGCUUAACUGAUUACUACAAAAUCUAGACUUGACUACACUCUCUUUGUAUAAUUUAUUGAAACAUUGUUUGAUAUAUUAAUAAAUCAAUUGGCAUUGGAGGUUCGAACUUAUAUUGUUUUUAUUAGAUGGGGCUCGAAUUAUGAAUUGUGCAUUGUCAAGAUAUUAGUCAUUUGAGGCUUUCUCAAAUGGACAAAAGAUUGUUAUCUUAUUUUAAUAUAUCAUAUUCGUUUUUUC
Messenger RNA from Impatiens glandulifera, 1318 nucleotides. Its product is annotated as 1-aminocyclopropane-1-carboxylate oxidase homolog 1-like. Bases 37 to 1110 code for a protein of 357 amino acids. Lineage: Eukaryota; Viridiplantae; Streptophyta; Magnoliopsida; Ericales; Balsaminaceae. The record is from RefSeq and is a predicted model, not a curated record. The transcript is spliced from 2 exons.